Onychostoma macrolepis is the source of this 2922-nucleotide messenger RNA. RefSeq names its product phosphatidylinositol glycan anchor biosynthesis, class T (gene pigt). The record is from RefSeq and is a predicted model, not a curated record. NCBI's taxonomy places the organism in Eukaryota, Metazoa, Chordata, Actinopteri, Cypriniformes, Cyprinidae. Gene Ontology annotation, biological process: attachment of GPI anchor to protein. The coding region runs from base 58 to 1980 and encodes 640 amino acids. The transcript has 12 exons. Gene Ontology annotation, cellular component: GPI-anchor transamidase complex.
GUCAAUGCUGUCGACGACAUCCAGGAAGUGUGUGCAGCAAGGGAAGCUGUGUUAAAAAUGGCAGCGCACAGGUACGGUUUGUCUCUAGUAUUCAUUUUGAUUCUCUCUAGUUUAGCACGCCCCAGUAGUUGUGACACGCUUGAAAAAGCAAACGAUAACACAGAAGAAAAACAGAGCGUUUCAGACACGCCACGAGAGGUGAAUAGCGACGGCAGUAUCGCCGCAGAGGAUCUGAUUGAAAGGCAAUGGCAGUCGACUGAUGUUGAGGCGGACAGAGGCGAUGGCACCAAAAACAGCGAGUCUUUUACAGCAGCAGCAGCAGCGAGAGAUGAGUUUCAGGAGGAGCUGGUCAUCCGGCCACUGCACUCCGGAGACAUUUAUGCCAGCUUCCAGUUCCGCACACUGUGGGAUAUUGACUUCCUGCAAGAGCGACAGAAGGUUUCUCAUUACCGGCUGUUCCCCAAAUCCCUCGGUCAAGUGCUCUCCAAGUUUUCAGUGCGAGAGCUGCACAUCUCCUUCACCCAGGGCUUCUGGAGGACCAUGCAGUGGGGGCAGCCCUUCAUCCCCUCUCCACCUGGAGCAGAGCUGUGGGUGUGGUUCCAUGACACAGUCAGCGAUGUGGAUGGAAACUGGAAGGAACUUACCAACGUCCUCUCUGGAAUCUUCUGUGCAUCUCUGAACUUCAUUGACCUGACCAACACCGUACAGCCCAGUGCUUCUUUUAAACCGCUGGGUCUGGGAAAUGCUACAGAUCACCGUUUUUUACGUUAUGCAACAUUACCACGUGAAAUCGUCUGCACUGAGAAUCUCACACCCUGGAAGAAGCUUCUCCCUUGUGGUUCUAAGGCAGGUCUGGCAGUUCUCCUGAAGUCAGAGAAGCUGUUUCACAGCAGUUUCCAUUCCCAGGCUGUUCACAUCAGACCCGUCUGUCAGGAUGAACAAUGCGCAAGUAAAGCGUGGGAGCUGAGACAAACUCUCAAUGUUGUGUUUGAUCUCUACACUUCAGGCCAAGGCAAAAAGGAAUGGUCUUUGUUCAAGAUGUUUUCUCGAACUUUGACAGAGGCUUGUCCUCUUGCUACCUCUAGUAAAGUCUAUGUGGACAUCACAGACAACCCUGAGGGGGAGCUGUUUGAGUUGAGUCCUGCAACUCCUCUGCUCAGCCAAGCUGUGGUGCUGGGGGAUCGCAGGACAUAUUCAGUGUUUGACCUGACCAGAGCUGAGACGUUUGGCCAGUUACGUUCACUCAAUCUCCUUCUGCGCUGGAAAGGAAACAGUGGCGAUAUGCUUCGUCCUCUGCUGCAUGCAGAGCGCUAUGUGGCAGGUUUUGGGCUGCAGACAGGGGAAAUUCACACUGUCAUCUAUAAUAACCACCCAUAUCGGGCUUUUCCUGUGCUGCUGAUGGAUUCAGUGCCCUGGUACCUGCAAUUGUACAUUCACACCCUGACAGUCACCAGCAAGUCCCGUGAUAACAAGCCCAGUUACAUUCACUACCAGCCUGCUAAAGACCGCCAUCGUCCUCAUCUACUGGAGAUGCUGAUCCAGUUACCCCCUCACUCUAUGACAGAGGUCACUGUACAGUUUGAAAGGGCCCUGCUCAAAUGGACUGAGUACACACCUGAUCCUAACCACGGCUUCUACGUUGGGUCCUCUGUGGUCAGUGCCCUUGUGCCAAGUAUGGUUGCAAUGAACACCAACUUCACACAAGACCAACCGUUGUUUAGCAGUUUCGUCCCAGUCAAAGAAGAAUCAAGCUACUUUGUGCGAGUGUACACCGAACCGCUGCUGGUAAAUCUACCCACGCCUGACUUCAGCAUGCCCUACAAUGUCAUCUGCCUCACCUGCACGGUGGUCGCGGUGGGCUACGGCUCUUUUUACAACUUGCUGACCCGCACCUUCCAGGUGGAUGAACCGAGCCUGCCGCUGGCGAAGCGAUUGGCCAACCUCAUCCGCCGCAUAAGGGGAGUGCCCAUGCUGACCUAAACUGCCGAGAGCAGGUCUGGUGCCUGAAAUGUCCAUAUUAGGCAGCGGAGAGUAUCGUGAUGCUUAAACGGCAACUGCUGGAGUUUUAAGAUGCUUUUCAGCCUGGAAAGAUUCGAUGCCAAGUGACUGUUCUGAACUUCUGUUGAACAAAUGAGCUACCAAGAUGGAUUAUCCUCCUUUUUAUGUUUUGUUUUGCUUUGUUUUUUGUUGUUCUGAGUCACAUAGGCAAAGAUUAGCCACCUUUUGCUUUUUGUUUUGUUUGUUUUCUGAGUCACAUAAGCAAAGAUUAGCCGCUUUUUUGUUUUGUUUUGUGAAUCGCAUAAGCAAAGACAUUUUUUCAAUGUUGUUUUGGAAAAUGAUAGCUUGUUGUCAGGUGAACGUUUCUCAAAGGAACUGCAUGGUUCGGGCAUCUGGGAGAAAUAUACGUGGAAGUCGUCUCCGUUUACUCCACCCUUUUUGAGAGCGUGACUGAGCCUCAUAGAAACACAGACACUACAAUCCGACUACUGAAAAUGGAUGUCUAAGAAUGUGGCAAAUAUUUUCCAUGUUCUGUAAUGCACUGAUAUUUAAAUAUGUGUUGUUUUGAAUGAUUAGACUGUUUUGUUUUUAUUCUGUGCUUUUGCCUGUGGGCUGACCACAUAAUGACCUCCAGAUUGGGUGUUAUUGAAUUAAAAGUUUGAAGAUCUUAACACUGGUUAACUUUCCCAUAAUAAACUGACUAGAAACCCAUGUGUUAAGAACAGUUUGACUCUUUAGUGCAACAUUUUUUGUUCGUGCCUCAAGGGAUUUUGCGGAAGAAUGUAAUGGUUUUUUUGGAGGGUUUAGGAAACUAUUCAGCAUCCCACUCAGCUGUGCCAUUCUGUUUGAAUUACUGUAUGUGAAAGAGCCUCGGCAUUGGCUGAUUGUAAAUCUUUCUGUUAUCUGACUUGGAAUUUUAGAAUA